This is a messenger RNA of Osmia lignaria (orchard mason bee), 1315 nucleotides long. NCBI's taxonomy places the organism in Eukaryota, Metazoa, Arthropoda, Insecta, Hymenoptera, Megachilidae. The record is from RefSeq and is a predicted model, not a curated record.
UGUUUUUCGAUGAAUUAAUUUAAAUAUGUAAUGUUUAAAAAUCAUUAUUAUAAAGUAAUUACUAUAUAAAUGGAAUAAUAUGGAAGAUAAAAUGCUAUGAAAAUGUUAUUAUGAAAAGGUCACGGGGUAGAUCGCAUAGAUCCCAGGGGUAGAAGGUUGUUUCGGCCGCACCCCGGCAUCGCGACGUCAGUCGAUGUUCCAACGUGGCUCAACAAGUACACGCGGUAGCGUGCAGUUAGUUCAAAUAUUUUAAAAUGUUUCGCACAAUAUAAGUUGGUUAUUCCUUUAUUUUAUUGAAAAAUAUAUUGAAGAAAAGCACAACAAACAAUUAUUACUUCAGAAAUAUCAAUAUUGUUGUAGUUAUUUGUUCACUGAACAAAUAAUAGUAAAACAUUACAUUAGCGAACUAUUGAUGUGAAAUACUGUUUACUAAAUCAUUUCAUCUAUUAUUUAAAAUUCAUUAUGAAUACUAAUGAAGUUAAAUUACUGAUUAUGUUUAAAAAAAAGAAAAGCAGAAGAUACUAUCGGUAAUGUUAAUUCAUACAAUAAUAAUUGUAUUAUUAAUUUUGAAAGGAAUAUUUUUGAAUGACAUCCAAAAUAAUGAAUGGGGAUAAGUGGGAGGGAAAGUGGCCUAAACAGCAAUCGCAGGCUAAUAAAACAGUAAGAAGGAAUAUUAGGCGAAAUGAAAAGUCUGGAUUAAAAUUAGCAAAAUCCUCUAGAGGAACAACACCUAGAGAGAGAACUCUUAGAAGAUUGGAGAGUAAUGAAAGAGAAAGAAUGAGAAUGCACAGUUUGAAUGAUGCAUUUCAGUCAUUGCGUGAAGUAAUUCCACAUGUAACUAAGGAACGACGAUUAUCCAAAAUUGAAACAUUAACUCUGGCAAAAAAUUAUAUAGUUGCCCUGACAGAUGUGAUAUGUGAAAUGAGAAAUGAAGAAAAAGCUACAGAUCAGCGAAUAGAAGUUUCAGAAUCUCAGGAAUCAUCCAAAAAUAUGAAUAUUUGUCUAAAUAUGAAUAUUCCAAUUCCUUCAAAAUCUUGUAGUUAGGGAACUUUUAAUUUUUAUCAGAAUCAAAGAUUUAUGAAAGAACACAAUUCUAAGAAUAAUGCAGGCCUAUAAAAUGAUGAAAAUUAUUUUUUAACGUUGAAGUUGGUUUCAAUAUUAAAACUACUUCAAGAGUACUCUGAUUGAAUUUGUCAAAGCUUUAUAUAAUUUAUAUAUUGAAAAAAAAAGAAGAAAGUAACUUAUAUAACUUAUAAAUUAAUGCUUAAUUUAAAUCUUUCUUUUUUUCAAUUUAUUUAUACCAUUUUAGAAAGAU